AUGACGGCCGCGCAGGGCAGCGCCGAGGGCGGCCCGGUCGCCACGAUCAGCUCCAAGCGUGGCAUCACCAUGGUCACCAUUCGCAGCACCCGCAUGCUCGGGCAGCACGGCUUCUUGGCCAACAUAUUUGAAUUGUUCGAGAAGUUCGGCAUUUCGGUGGACGUUGUCACGACUUCGGAGGUGAGCGUGUCGCUGACGCUCGACCCCAGCGACGAGGUGGACCGCCUGCCCGAGCUGCGCGCGGAGCUGCAGAGCUUCGCCACCGUGGAGGUGGUCGAGGGGCUCUCGAUGGUGAUGCUGCUGCGGGCGAAGGUGCGGGCGGCGAGGGUGCUCUCGGGAUGCUUCGAGUGCUUCGAGGAUUUUGGCUCGGGGUGGAGCCCCACAUGA
Molecule: messenger RNA, 387 nt
Organism: Prorocentrum cordatum
Lineage: Eukaryota; Dinophyceae; Prorocentrales; Prorocentraceae
Source: the annotation of a GenBank genome assembly